GUCAAUACAAAUCUAACAGUACUAAUAAUGACAAGGCUGAGCGGACGACCGGAUGGCUCACCGCCCACGAAAGCGUUGGGGACCCAACAAGCAGAUGGAUAGGCUCGGCUCAACGAGAAUGCUCUUGACUAUACGAAGAAAUAGCAGACAGCUUCAUCUCAUGCUUCUAACCUCUCCCUGCUUCUCCCUGCCGCUGAUUGCUGCUGGAAUCCUCUCUGCAUCGCCGGAACUGGCCCUUCGCCGUGGCUGAUUUCUCACACCACUGUACCCUGCGCCGCCUGGCCUCAUCAUAGCAUCAUCCAUCUCCACUGUACCGAGCCAUUCACUCCUCUCCCUUGCCCCAACCGCCGGCCUGUGGGACCUUGGCUGGGGUUAGCUUUUUUUCCCUCCUGCAGAGUAUAUAUUAUCUUUAUAUAAUCCUCCGUCCUUGUGUUUCUGCUGAGCUCUCCUCUCCAUCCCCCUCCCUCAACUACCUCACUCCUACACCCUUCCCAGAGUGUGUCGAAGCCGGAGGGCAGUCCCGCCAUGUCUGCCAAAUCCACAGAUGCUGCCCGUCCUCGGGUUGGUGACUCCAAGAAAGUCCAUAUCGCUGAUACCGCCAUCACCCGUUCCAACUGGUACAAGCAUGUCAACUGGUUGAACGUCACCCUCAUCCUCGGUAUCCCCUUGACUGGUUUGAUCCAGGCCAUCUGGGUCCCCUUGCAGCUGAAGACCGCCAUCUGGGCCGUCAUCUACUACUUCUGGACCGGUCUGGGCAUCACAGCAGGUUACCACCGGCUAUGGUCUCAUACCUCCUACUCCGCUACUCUUCCUCUUAAGAUCUGGCUCGCUCUGACCGGCGGUGGUGCUGUUGAAGGCUCCAUUCGCUGGUGGUCCCGCGACCACCGUGCCCAUCAUCGCUACACCGACACCGACAAGGACCCUUACUCUGUCCGCAAGGGCUUGAUCUACUCGCACAUCGGCUGGAUGGUCAUGAAGCAGAACCCCAAGCGCAUUGGCCGCACCGACAUCUCCGAUCUCAACGAGGACCCCAUUGUUGUCUGGCAGCACCGCAACUACCUCAAGGUUGCUCUUAGCAUGGGCCUUGCCGUACCAAUGCUCGUUGCCGGCCUGGGCUGGGGUGACUGGUGGGGUGGUUUCGUCUACGCUGGUAUCCUGCGUAUCUUCUUCGUUCAACAAGCUACCUUCUGCAUCAACUCGUUGGCUCACUGGAUCGGAGAGCAGCCCUUUGACGACCGCAACUCUCCUCGAGACCAUGCCAUCACUGCUCUUGCCACUCUGGGUGAGGGCUACCACAACUUCCACCACGAGUUCCCCUCAGAUUACCGUAACGCCAUCGAGUGGUACCAGUACGACCCGACCAAGUGGUUCAUCUGGCUGUGGAAGCAGGUUGGUCUGGCCUAUAACUUGAAACAGUUCCGCGCCAAUGAGAUCGAGAAGGGUCGUGUCCAGCAGCUGCAGAAGAAGCUGGAUCAGAGACGUUCCAAGCUCGACUGGGGUACUCCCCUCGACCAGCUGCCCGUCAUGGAAUGGGAAGACUAUGUCGAACAGGCCAAGAACGGCCGUGGCCUCAUUGCGAUUGCUGGUGUGGUCCACGACGUGACCGAUUUCAUCAAGGACCACCCCGGUGGCAAGGCUAUGAUCAACUCGGGCAUUGGCAAGGAUGCCACUGCCAUGUUCAACGGAGGAGUCUACUACCACUCCAAUGCCGCCCACAACCUGCUGUCGACCAUGCGUGUGGGUGUCAUCCGUGGUGGCUGCGAGGUUGAGGUCUGGAAACGUGCUCAGAAGGAAGGAACGGAAUACGUCCGGGAUGACACUGGCCAGCGCAUUGUCCGUGCUGGUGAGCAGGUCACGAAGAUCCCGGAGCCCAUUCCUACUGCCGAUGCGGCAUAGGCGAUCAAGCUGAAGCAAACUUUUCCUUGUUUCAGUCAUGUGAAUUUCCUCUUCUUCCCCCCCUGCCCCUUUAUUCUGUUUUUAUUUUCGUCCUCGCUGAGGGUUCCCCUUCGAAAGGGCAUGACGAUUACGUGGAAUCUGUUCAUAUUUUUCACAUCUCCCUUCCCACCUCGCUGGUCGCAUGUUGUAUCGCUGUGUAGCGUCCUUUUUUUUUACCUGGCGUAUUCCGGAGUUUCUGGCUUCUCUUGAGAUAUGUUGUGCCGUGCCGAAAUGGCCGGCCAGUACUGGACUGAUUCGUGGCUGGAGAUGCCACCAAAAAGAAAGAAACGGUAUCAGAAUCACUAGGAAUGAAUAGAUGACAUUGAUGGAUGCCCA
Messenger RNA from Monascus purpureus, 2271 nucleotides. The record is from the annotation of a GenBank genome assembly. NCBI's taxonomy places the organism in Eukaryota, Fungi, Ascomycota, Eurotiomycetes, Eurotiales, Aspergillaceae.